AUGGGUAUAGUCCCGCACUAUGUUUUCCCUCCCGCGGGAUACCUCAAGAAUCUAUGUGUCCAAGCCCCCACCAGUGUCAAGAUUGGGGUCGUUGGGUUUGGAGCCAUGUCGGCUUUUCCUCUGGGCUGCUUCAUGGGCUUCAUGGGGUUUGUCACCCUUGGGUCCUUCAUCAUUGGAGGGAUUGGAUUUACCAUUGUUGAGGUAGGAUUCGCAAUUUUCAGCUUGGUUUCCCUGCUCCCAGCCUUGGGAGUCUCGCUGCUGGUUGCCUGCGGCGUCGGGUUGGUCAGCAUGGUCGCCUAUGUCGGGUACCUCAUUUCCUGUGCAGUCCUGAGUAUGAUCUGA
Messenger RNA from Linnemannia hyalina, 342 nucleotides. The record is from the annotation of a GenBank genome assembly. Lineage: Eukaryota; Fungi; Mortierellomycota; Mortierellomycetes; Mortierellales; Mortierellaceae.